UAUCUAAUGACCAACCAUAAACCCUAUCUAAUGCAACCAUCAAUGAAAUAAAACCCAAAAUCAAUUAAUCAGAUCGACCCAUCAUAUAAAGGUUCUUCUUCAACAUCACUUCAUUCAAUUGGGACCCCUUUGCAAAUGAAUUUGGCUGGAAAACGAAUCUGGCACACGCUCUGUUUCGAGAAUUAGGUCAAAUGAAUCUGCCGGAAAACGAAUCACACUAGCCGCCCUCCGGUACUGAUUAGUGGAAUAUUUUUGGAAACUGGAUGACGAUGGGGGUAUUUAUAGGAUGAAUGGGAAACUGGGUGUAGGCGGUAAGAGUGGAGAGGUUGGUGUAGGGGUAACUGGAGAUAGGAGGUGGAUUGUGUAACUGUUUGUGUGCAGAUGAAAGAAUUAGGUCAAAUGAAUCUGGCACACGCUCUAUUGCAGGGUUAAGGUGGCGGUGGAGGUGGUGAUGGGUUGAAGGUAGAAGUGGUGAUGGGUUGAAGGUAGAAGUGGUGAUGGUGGGUUUAGAGAGAAAGAGAUUGUGAGAGGAGGAAGAAGAAGAAGAUGAGGGGUGGGCCCAUCUUUUUUUAAUUGUUAAGGGCAAUAUGGUCAUUUAACACGUACCUAACUGAGAUAUUUAACAUAUGUUAGUGAUAAGGAUCACCCGAGUGCAAAAUUUACAACCACUGAGACCAACUCUGUAAUUAGUAAACCACUGGUAGCAAGUCUGGAAUAUUUGCAACCCACAGGACCAACCAUUCAUUUAACUCUAAUAUGAUAAUAAGGUUUUAACUUUGAUUUUGACCCGACCCAUCGCCAAUCCGAGCCGACCCAUAGCGAGCAUAGGAAAAACCGCAAGACUUCAAAACAUAAUUUGCAACCGCGUAGGUGGUUGAGAAAUAACGUGGGCCGGAACACCACAAAACCCCACCGUACCGGAAAACCGCCACCAUUAACCACUCAUAUCAAUGGCAGCAGCAGCUUCCUCCACAUCUCUACCGUUUCACCGGCUCACACACCUCUCAAUCACCCACCACAAACCACUUCCACAUCCUUAUUCUCUCCAUCUCCUCUUCCGCCCACUGCUUCCUUACCGUUCCGGUUCUGCUGCCGCAAUCAACUGCCGUAUCUCCGGCGGUGGUGAGGAUUUUUUACCCACUAACUCAUUCUACCGUGAAUUUUCAGUUAUUGCAAACAUGUUGAAGCAGAUUGAACCUAUGGACACUUCUGUGAUAUCAAAAGGCGUUUCUGAUCCUGUUAAAGACUCAAUGAAACGUAUGAUUUCUGCGAUGUUAGGUUUGCUACCGUCUGAUCAAUUAUCUGUCAAGAUUAGCGUUUCUAAACGUCCUCUUGUUCGAUUACUUGCUUCUUCGUUAAUCACAGGGUACACGUUGUGGAACGCUGAGUACAGAGUUACGUUGAUGAGGAACUUUGAAACAUCUUCGAAGCGGUUGAAUCCAGGCAAUUGUAAUUGUAAUAAUGAUGUUACCAAGGAUCAGAGUGAGGAGGAUAAUGUUGAGAUGGAGUAUUGUUAUGAAGAAUUAGAGAGAUUGAACCUUGAAAGUUGUUUCGGUGAUUUGUCUCCUGAUGCUAGGAAUUACAUUCAGGAAUUGGAAUCAGAGCUAGCUACAGCCAAGAAGGAUCUGCACACUCAGAAGCAGGAAAUUAUGCAAAUCAGAUACGCAAAAGAAAGUAACAAUGAUAUAUUGAAGUACUUGCGAUCCUUGGAUUCAGACAUGUUAGAUGAGCUAUCAAGACCAUCAUCUUCACAAGUAAAAGGAAUUCUACAACAACUUGUUCAUUGUGCAUCAAGAAGAGUAUUUAAGGAAGACAUCACCACCUCUGGUUUAAUGGGAAAUUCAGAAGUAGUCCAAGAAAGCUUCUGUGAAACACGGGAUCAUCUUGCGAAACUGCUUUUCUGGUGUAUGCUUUUAGGUCAUCAGUUAAGAGGCUUGGAGAACAGAUUGUAUCUAAGAUGUGCAGUUGGCUUCAUAUGAUCAUCCAUUGCGACAUAGACUGUGUGUGCUUAUACUUAGUUAUGAAUUAUGAUACCUAAAAUCAAUGUUUUCCUCUCAUAUUCAUUUAUAUAUAGAUGUACAAAAAGAAUCUCUAAUUCUCUGCCAAACAAAAUUUCAAGAAAAACAAUAUACAACAAAAAAGAAUGAAUCAAAUUACAAACAACCAAAAUACAAAGCCUCUUCCACCCCCACCACCAUCAUCACCAUCAUCACAAUAGUUGUUUAGAGUGUUUAGAAAGAUCAUAAGGAGCCCAUAGCUCAUCAACCGGACACGGGUCACCCGCGUCUAGUCUCACCCACGGUUUCCCCUUCCCGCUCCAAUGCAACAAACUAAUCGGACCCGGAUGCAACAACCUACAACUAUGAACCCUAUUGUUCCCACCAAGCCCAUGCUGGUUCCACCUAUGAUCGAUGGCCGCCACAUCACCGCCAAACACCAACAAAAACGGCGGAAGCGAACCCAAUUCGUAUAUCCUCUCCUCCUUUUGAAUCUUCAUCCAUUUCUCAAUCCUCCCUCUGUAAUCCUCCUUCCUCCACUUCACCAAAUCCAUCACCAUCACCCCUGUAUUGAAAUAACAAGGCUUCUUCCCUUCAAACACACUCGACAAACUC
Helianthus annuus (common sunflower) is the source of this 2612-nucleotide messenger RNA. RefSeq lists its product as uncharacterized. The coding region runs from base 951 to 1979 and encodes 342 amino acids. NCBI's taxonomy places the organism in Eukaryota, Viridiplantae, Streptophyta, Magnoliopsida, Asterales, Asteraceae. The transcript is spliced from 5 exons. The record is from RefSeq and is a predicted model, not a curated record.